Molecule: messenger RNA, 2741 nt
Organism: Miniopterus natalensis
Lineage: Eukaryota; Metazoa; Chordata; Mammalia; Chiroptera; Miniopteridae
Source: RefSeq, a predicted model, not a curated record
UCCUGGGGUUUUAUCUGACACAGCCAUGCAUGUUCUUCCUCCAGACAAUGGUGGCAGCCACACACUGCACUCCAGAACGGAGACGACACCAUCGCCCACUGACAACACUGGGAGCGGACACCCGGAAUAUAUUGCGUAUGCGCUUGUCCCCGUGUUCUUCAUCAUGGGUCUCUUUGGUGUCCUCAUCUGCCACCUGCUUAAGAAGAAAGGCUAUCGUUGUACAACAGAAGCUGAGCAAGAUGUGGAAGACGCAAAGGAUGAAAAGAUAGAGUUGAAUGACAGCAUGAAUGAAAAUAGUGACACCGUUGGGCAAAUUGUCCACUACAUCAUGAAGAAUGAAGCAAACGCUGAUGUUUUAAAGGCAAUGGUAGCAGAUAACAGCCUGUGUGACCCUGAAAGCCCUGUGACCCCCAGCACUCCUGGGAGCCCACCUGUGAGUCCUGGGCCCUUAUCACCAGGUGGCACCCCAGGAAAGCACAUCUGUGGCCACCAUCUGCACACAGUGGGCGGUGCUGUUGAGAGGGACGUGUGUCAUCGGUGUAGGCACAAGCGGUGGCAUUUCAUAAAACCCACCAACAAGUCCAAAGAAAGCCGCCCAAGGCGUCAAGGAGAGGUCACCGUCCUCUCUGUGGGCAGGUUUAGAGUCACAAAAGUGGAACACAAGUCCAAUCAGAAGGAGCGGAGAAGCUUGAUGUCAGUUAGUGGGACUGAGAGCGUCAAUGGGGAGGUGCCUAUGACACCUGUGAAAAGAGAACGAAGUGGCACAGAGUAACAGGAACCACUUCAUUGGAAGAGUUCUGAGACUGAAAACUACAAGAAUGGAGUUGCCCAAGGAAUGUUUUUUAUCUUUUAUACGAUUUCUAUCAUGGAGUCUGCAGGCAUAUGGAAAAAAGCUAAAAGGGAAUAUUGUUGCUAUGCUGAAUACCAAAUCCAGUUGGCUUUGAAACAAGUUUUGGUUUUAAAGUCUGAUGAAAAAUUUAUUACAGAUCCAGGCAAGAAAAGAGCUCAUUUUUUUAUCUUUCCAACCGCCUUCAGCCACCAUCCUCCCAAUCCGCGUCCCUGGCCUUGGGUGUCCAGCUUUCCCGGUCUGAUCACCGUGUACGUGGAAGCGCUCGUGUAGUCUGAGCUGACGCUGUGUGCGUGCCUGUGCUUCCGCUCCCCUCACCCUUCCUUCCUGUUUUACUACUGAGUGGAAAAGAUCCUGUGACAGUUUAACUGUUACAAGAGAUAAAGAUGACUGUCUGGUGGUGAAAGGUCCUUGAAGAUAACCCAGUCUAGCCCUGAGAAACCGAUGCCCCAAGAGGUCAUGGAGUCAGGUGGAACCAGAGGGCAGAGUUUGGAUUCAAAGACCAAGGGUUCAGCAUUGACUUCUGCCACCAUCAUUCCACUCUCUUAGGUCACUUAUAAAAUAUUGAGAAGUGGUUUUUUUCUUUUUUAAACUUGAGCUGAACAAUUCUUGUUUAGCUUAUUCAGUAAAGGGGGAAAUGGUUUAAAGUCACAAAAAAAUUCUUGUUUUGGCAACCGAAGGUCAAAACAGAAAAUCUCCGCUUCUCCUGCCAGAUGGGCCUGCACCUUCCCCUGGCUUGUUUUCCUUGGUGCACUUGCUGUUUUCCAGCUUGUAACUAAUGUUUAUUAUUUAAAAGAGUCUGAGUGGUUCUUUCCCCCUUUGGGCUUGGGAAACCAUACUUAUUUUUUUUAGCCUUAGAGUUCAUGCAACACCUGAAAGAACUAACUCAGAGGCAAAAACAGUACAUUUAUGGUAGGUCUGGGGCAAAGGCUGGGAGGGCCACCUACAGGGAGAUCACCAAGACCUACUUCUUGCUGCUUUUAUUUCAGAGAGAAAGGGCACAUUUCUCAUUUGCCUCCCAGAAGGUGAUUUCCAUUAGAAUGUAUUUGAAGUAUUUACUGUAAAUAUACUCAUUCCAUUCUGUUUCUGGCAUCAAACUAAAAGUGUCUAACAUUCGAUUUCGUGUCAAUUUUUACUGACAACUAAUUAAAAGGCGUAUGUGUAUACAUACAUAAAUACAGUGGACUAGAGGAAGUCAGUAUGGAACAAACUUCACUGCGGUCCAAAAAGUAGCAAUAUAGGAACUUGGGGGAUGUGAAUUAGUGUAAAUAAUAUAUGUGCACUCUAGACCAAUAGUUUUAGUUUUUAAAAAAGUAUCAUUUAAUUUUGUUUGUUUAAAGAAUAUGCCCUCAGAAUGGUGAGGGGUAAAAUGUAAGAUAUUCUUCAGCUUUAAUUAUUUUUUAACUUUAUUCAAGUCAGAGCACUUUUUUAAUAGCAAUACGACAGGCAAGAGAAUACUCAAAUAUUUUAAGAUUGUAUUUAUACCAACAGUACGUUUUAAAUAUUUUCUAAUACUUGAGCAGUUUCUGUCUGUCUUCCAAAUAUGCCAAAAGUUAAGCAUUCAAUAUUUUCAACACAUAAGUUUUUUACUGGUUUCUAUGAUCUGAUAAGAACUCUCGAGUGUUCUGUUCCCAAAGCAACUGACGUUUACAGGCCACGUGUCUUCCUCCUGCUGCAGGACUGGGACCCUCACAAACUUGCUAUAGAAACACUAACGAUGGACUGACUUCGGGUGUAACGAAUGGGUUGGCUGCCACCUCGAUGUAAAAACUUGUAAAGGAAAUUUUUCACCCUUUUGAGUGUCAAGUGUAUUUUUAACUGUCAGGUUUGUACUUUUACGACUUUUGUACUACCAAAGCAGAGUUAAAAAUAAAAGUGUUAAAUACAGUGUGCA